Messenger RNA from Anolis sagrei ordinatus, 1279 nucleotides. RefSeq names its product motor neuron and pancreas homeobox 1 (gene MNX1). Gene Ontology annotation, molecular function: DNA-binding transcription factor activity, RNA polymerase II-specific; sequence-specific double-stranded DNA binding. The record is from RefSeq and is a predicted model, not a curated record. Gene Ontology annotation, cellular component: nucleus. Lineage: Eukaryota; Metazoa; Chordata; Lepidosauria; Squamata; Anolidae. Gene Ontology annotation, biological process: neuron projection morphogenesis; regulation of DNA-templated transcription; endocrine pancreas development.
GAGAGAGAGUGGGAAGGAGGCGCGCGUGGAGAGAGUGGAAAGGCGGCGCCCUUUCCCCGCAGAUGGCUCCCGGGCAGGCCGAGGCGUGACUCCGGGAUGGAGAAGUCCAAGAACUUCCGCAUCGACGCCCUCCUGGCCGUGGAUCCCCCCAAGGCGGCGCCCCAGACCUCGCCGCUGGCCUUGGUGACCUCGCUGGGGGGCCCCUGCGGGUCCAGCCCGGGCUCCAGCCCCAGCCCCGCCGGGUCGCGCCCCGACAGCCCCUCCCCGCCGCCCCCGCCCCCCAGGGCCCUGCACUGCGGGUUGGUGCCCAAGCCGGGGUUCCUGGGCGGAGGGGCGGGGGGAGGGGGCGGCGGCGGCGGGGGGCACCCGCUGUCCCACGCCGGCCUGGGCCCCGGCCUGCCCCCGCCUCCGCCGCCCCAGGCCGCCCUCUACGGCCCGCCGCCCAUGUACGCCUACCCGGCGGCGGCGGCGGCGGCCCUGGCCUCGCAGCACCCGGGCCUCUCCUACGCCUACGCGCCCCCCGCCCACGCCCACGCCCUCCCCGCCGCCGCCGGGGGCGCCCCCGAAGCCCUCAAGCUCGGCCCCGCAGGCACCUUCCAGCUCGACCAGUGGCUCCGCGCCUCCACCGCCGGCAUGAUCCUCCCCAAGAUGCCCGACUUCAGCUCCCAAGCGCAGUCCAACCUCCUGGGCAAAUGCAGGAGGCCCCGCACGGCCUUCACCAGCCAGCAGCUGCUGGAGUUGGAGCAUCAGUUCAAACUGAACAAAUACCUCUCCCGGCCCAAGCGCUUCGAGGUGGCCACCUCCCUCAUGCUUACUGAAACUCAGGUGAAGAUCUGGUUCCAGAACCGGCGCAUGAAGUGGAAGCGGAGCAAGAAGGCCAAGGAGCAGGCAGCCCAGGAAGCGGAAAAGCAGAAGGGAGGAAGUGCCGGCGAAGACAAAGGAGGGGAGGAAGUGCAGCCAUUGAAUGUGACUCCUGAGAAAAGCAACGGUGGGCGGUGUUUGCGAGAGCUCAGGGACAGUGACCCAGAAGAAGAGGAGGAGGAGGACGAUGAUGAUGAUGAGGAAGAGGAAGACCAGCCUGGACACUGCUGCCCUUAUGGCUCUCCUGACUGUUCUGAUGGGGAGGAGGCAGCCAGGCAGCCCCACGGCAGGCAUGGGGGAGCCCACCCACCACUGCCUCCUGCCCCAGCACCUUGAAUCCUCAGCUCCCAGAGAGACAGGAGUUCCUGACUUGCUCUGGUUUACAAGAACCUAAUUCUCAUUCCCCCAAGACAUCCUC